Molecule: messenger RNA, 276 nt
Organism: Musca vetustissima
Lineage: Eukaryota; Metazoa; Arthropoda; Insecta; Diptera; Muscidae
Gene: Lamtor5
Exons: 4
Coding region: 1-276 (91 amino acids)
Biological process (GO): cellular response to amino acid stimulus; positive regulation of TORC1 signaling
Cellular component (GO): Ragulator complex; lysosome; cytoplasm
Molecular function (GO): guanyl-nucleotide exchange factor activity
Source: RefSeq, a predicted model, not a curated record
AUGGAACAACAAUUAGAAAAAGCUUUAAAAGAAAUCAAUUCGCAACCUGAUACUGUGGGAUGUCUGAUAACAAAUCGUCAGGGUCUUUGUCUGGGAGCCGCCGGUAAAAUAAAUCCCAAAAUGUCGGGCAUUGGUAUGGCCCUGUCGGAGCAGGCAUGUAAAUUGGAACCAAAUCUAAAUCCACCCACUAUUGUCUUAUACAGUGGGAAUAAACGCUGCAUAAUCCAAAAGGAUGGCGAAAUAACCGGGGUUAUUUAUAAGGAAAGCACGAACUAG